GUCUGACAUCGCGUCUCCCCGCCCACCGCCUCGGCCCUUGCUUCUUAGCGCUUCUAAUAGCCUGCUUUUUUACCUUAAUUUUUCUCGUCCCAGCAAGAGCUUCUGAUCCAGGUGUCGCGACCAGUGCUCACUUGUUAGGGGUCACGGCCAUCCAACUAAUUCGCUAGCCCUGCUUCACAGCCACAUACCUUCCUUUCCAGCCUCCUACAAUGGCAGACGAAAACUACGAGGAUGACAUCUUCGAUGAUCUUUACGACGAGGAGCCCACGUCACAACAAGCCCCAGCGAAAUCCGCACCGGCGCCCAAGGCCGAACCAGAGCACGCAGCCACCGAGCCUGCGAGCGCGCCAGCCCAGGACACGACCCAAAACCACGGCCAGGAUGGAGAAAAUUCCUGGCAGGCUCAAGGCGCAGGAGGCGAGGACACACACAUGGAGCAGCCCGGCUUCAAUGCAGGAGGUGAACAGUCUUACGACAACGCACCUGCCGAAGAUGACAACUAUGGGCCCAUUAAUGUAAAAGAAGACGGCAAGAUGUUUAUCGGCGGUUUGAACUGGGAGACAACUGAAGACUCACUAAAGGGCUACUUCUCACAAUUCGGAGAAGUCAGCGAGUGCACAGUUAUGCGUGACUCUGCGACUGGUCGAUCUCGAGGUUUUGGUUUUCUUACUUUCAAGGAUCCCAAGUGCGUCAACAUUGUCAUGGUCAAGGAGCAUUACCUGGACGGCAAGAUUAUUGACCCCAAGCGGGCGAUUCCUCGCGAGGAGCAAGAACGAACGAGCAAAAUUUUUGUCGGCGGUGUCAGCCAAGAAGCAACCGAGGAAGACUUUACAAACUUCUUCAAACAGUUCGGCCGUGUAGUCGAUGCCACACUCAUGAUGGACAAGGAAACCGGCCGCCCGCGUGGCUUCGGUUUCGUCACCUUUGAUGGCGAUGCAGCGGUAGAUGCCACGCUUCGCGGUCCACUUCAGAUUCUCGGUAAGCAAAUCGAGGUCAAGCGCGCUCAGCCUCGUGGCAACAUGCGUGACGACGAAGGCGGCGACAACAAAAAGUUUGGCCGCGGCAAGUUCAACAAAUUCAACGACGGCGGAAAUGGUAAUCAGGGCGGAGGCUAUGAAAAUGGCGGAGGAAACAUGCAAAACCAAGGCGGCAACAGCGCCAUGUCUCCGGCUAUGAUGGCUCAAUAUUGGCAGCGAAUGCAGCAGUACUUCCAGUCUAUGCAGCAAACGCUCGCUCAACAACAGGCCAAUGGCGGCAUGGGUGGCAACCCCAUGGGUGGCAUGGGCGGUAUGAACCCAAUGCAGAUGCAGCAGAUGCAACAACAGAUGAUGAACCAGGGCAUGAACCGCGGCAACGGUUCACCAAACCCCCAGAUGAUGGGCGGCCCAGGCGGCAUGAACCCGAUGCAAAUGCAACAAAUGCAGCAGAUGCAAAUGGCACAGAUGCAAGGCGGCGGCGGCGGACCAGGCGGCCCCGGUGGCCCAGGAAUGAUGAGCCCUCAAGGCGGCCAAAACGCCGGUCCCCGGCCCGCAUACACGGCCCAAGACCAGCUUGCCUUUGAGCAGCAAAAGUACGAGCAGCAACAAACCCGCCGCCAGCAGCAACUUUCCGGUCCCGCUGGCUAUGGCGCGGCGCAGGGCGGCGGUCCAGCAAGUUGGGAUGGCAUGUACGACGACGCACCUCCACCAAACGUCCCCUCUGGCCCCAGCGGCGGUGGCCGCGGCGGCUUUAGAAACAACCGUUCUCGCCAGGGCUCCAGCCAGCCUCCUGGCGGUCAAGCCCCCAUCAACGCGCCUACAGGCCCCAAGAACGCUGGUGUCCGAGGCGCCAAUUACCGCGGUGGAGGUCACCGUGGCGGAGGCGGCUUCAGGCACCAGCCAUAUGGGGGUCGUGGUGGCUAGACUUGCUAAGAGUCGAUAGAGGGAAAGAGGGCCCCAAAAACAAAAAAAUAUCUAGUUCAAUUUUCCAAAGUGAAGGGUGGGAUGUGUGUGUGUGGUGUUGGUGUUGGGGUGGGGUGAAAUGUGCACAGAACGAGGA
This is a messenger RNA of Exserohilum turcica Et28A, 2037 nucleotides long. RefSeq lists its product as uncharacterized. Gene Ontology annotation, molecular function: RNA binding. The coding region runs from base 210 to 1901 and encodes 563 amino acids. The transcript has 5 exons. The record is from RefSeq and is a predicted model, not a curated record. NCBI's taxonomy places the organism in Eukaryota, Fungi, Ascomycota, Dothideomycetes, Pleosporales, Pleosporaceae.